Messenger RNA from Adineta ricciae, 408 nucleotides. The record is from the annotation of a GenBank genome assembly. Lineage: Eukaryota; Metazoa; Rotifera; Eurotatoria; Adinetida; Adinetidae.
AUGUUUUCUUCAAAUAAAUCAUAUCCAGGUUUACUUCGGGCUUGUUUACUUAUCGAUGGAUUGCGUUUAUCAACUCUCGAAUCUUUCUAUGAAAAGAAUUAUCUCACACAAUUGAUGACUGAUUUGGUUAUUGAUCAAAGUAAAUUCAAUAUCGUUCCUCUUAAAUCAUCAUUAAUUGAAAAUAUCACAUUACCAAUUAGAGAACUGAUUCAUGAUCUUUUUGUUAAAGAAUGGAAGACAUCUAUGGAUUAUUCGAGUUACUUUUCUAUUUGUGCACCUUUGCACUGCGAAUACUCGUAUAUUCAACGCACAAAUACUCUUAAUAUCAUUAGUAUCUUAUUUUGGCGUUUAUGGUGGAUUGGCCGUUAUAUUUCGAUUCUUUGUCCCAAUUGCGAUAAAAAUGUGUGA